Rotaria sp. Silwood2 is the source of this 1632-nucleotide messenger RNA. The record is from the annotation of a GenBank genome assembly. NCBI's taxonomy places the organism in Eukaryota, Metazoa, Rotifera, Eurotatoria, Philodinida, Philodinidae.
AUGAUGGAAACUGUUUGUGAUCCGUAUGAUCUUCUAUUUGAUGACGGACAAAAGUCACCAACAUCAGACGGUUUACUUUUUGGUAAUGAAAUUAUGCUCAGUGAUUUUAAUAAUGACUCAUCAUUGAUAAGUCCAAUAUCAAAUACCAUCGAUAAUGCAGAAGAUCAAUUUGAUCCUGUUGCUUUUGAAGCAUUUUUAAACGAUUUUUUAUCAUCUGAUCCAUCAUUGUUAAAGGAACAAUCGAUUGAUCUUGCAUCGACAUCUUUUGAAUCUGAACCAACGACACGUGAAAUUGGUACUGAUCCCAUGGAAGAAGUACCAACAACACAACCAAUUACUAUUACAACAGCUAAUAUAAAUCAAUUAACUAAAACACCUAUUAUUCUUAUUCAAACAUCGAAUAGAACUGCAAUUGGAAGUUCAUUACGAAUAGAAUCUGUACCAUUGACAACAACAACAACGGUCCCAACUGAAUUAUAUAAUUUACAAUUCGAGCCUUCAUCAUCAACUAUAAGUGACUUUCCAAUGGAAGACAUUCUACCAUUAACACCAUCAAGCUCAAGUGAAUCACCUGAUGAAAUAAGCUCAAAUUCACCAGAUAGUUCAGAUAAUGCUUAUUCAAAAAUGUUAACAAAUUUUGAUAAUUUACCCACCGCAGGUCCAUUAGUUUUAACUAAUGAAGAGAUAAAAUUAAUAAAACAAGAAGGUUAUCAAAUUCCAAAUAAAUUACCAUUGAAUAAAACUGAAGAAAAAAUGUUAAAAAAAAUUCGACGAAAAAUUAAAAAUAAAAUUUCAGCACAAGAAAGUCGUCGAAAGAAAAAAGAGUAUGUUGAUGCACUUGAAAAGCAAAUUGCCAAAUAUGUUGAUGAAAAUAAUACGCUCAAAGAACGUAUGGCAACGAUAGAAAAAAGUCAAAAAAAACUGACACAAGAGCGAGAUUUACUUCGAUCAAUGAUUAACAAAGGAAUGCCUGGACCUAGUACAGCUUUAAUGGUUUUUGCGGUAUUUUUUGCGGUUGUUUUUGGUAUUUGGGCACCUAUGACAAGUAAAUCAUCAACUGAAGAUAGAUCAUUAUCAUUAGAAAACGCAUUCACGCCAUCAAAUAAUUAUCAAUCUGCAUUUACAUCACGAAAAUCUAUACUUGAACAACAAGAAUCAACGCAUUCAAAUUAUGUUACUGAUAAUUAUAAAUCUCGUGUACUUCUUUCAGUUGAUGAACAUGAUAAUCAUCAUCAUGGACCAUAUUUACCAUCAAAAAAUAAAUAUCAAUCAACAUUUCAACAACAAACAGCGGCACCCGGUUAUACUUAUUCAAGUACAGUUGAAAAAUAUAUGAAUAAAAAACUUAAUUCUGAACAAUUAAUAGAAGAAACACAUAAUGAUAAUUAUAAUUUAAAACGAUCAUUUAUGGAUGAAUCCUCAUCAAUUGUUCAUUCACAAGAACCAAUAUAUAAAAAAAGACGAUCAAAUUAUCAUGUGAACGAAAACUUUGUUGUCAUUGAAGAAACAAAUGAAGAAAUAGAUAAUGUUCUUAAUGAAAGUAAACCGGUAAAAAUUAUUCGGGUUGAGCGUACAAUACCAGCGAUUGGAAAUGAUACUUUAAAAUUAGCUCAUCAUAGUGCAAACAAAUAA